AUGGAUGAGGUAGUAAGAAGUCUACCUAGCUCCGAAAAGAUUUUCCUUGGUCAUAUCAGUACAACUUCUAGUGGUUUUGAUGAUGUUUAUGAAGGCUUUGGUUUUAGGGAGAGGAACGGUGGUGGGGCAUCUCUUUUGAAUUUUGCUAAAGAAUUUGAGUUGAGACUGGUGGAGAAAUUUAGGGAAAGAAAGAGGGAUCUUUAUAUGGUGUUCUUUGAUCUUGGAAAGGCCUAUGACAAGGUUUCAAGGAACGUCCUUUGGAGGUGUAUGGAGACUAAAGGUAUUCUGAUGGUAAAUAUUAGGGCGAUAACAGAUAUGUAUGAUGGAGCCAAGACUCGAGUUAGGAUGGUGGAAGGUGACUCAAAGCAUUUUCCUGUUGAUUUGGACACAUUAAGGAUCUGCGCUAAGCCCUUUCCUUUUUGCCUUGGUGAUGGGUGA
Messenger RNA from Solanum dulcamara, 438 nucleotides. RefSeq lists its product as uncharacterized. NCBI's taxonomy places the organism in Eukaryota, Viridiplantae, Streptophyta, Magnoliopsida, Solanales, Solanaceae. The record is from RefSeq and is a predicted model, not a curated record. The coding region runs from base 1 to 438 and encodes 145 amino acids. The transcript has 2 exons.